Messenger RNA from Eimeria maxima, 1311 nucleotides. Its product is annotated as WD domain-containing protein, putative. The transcript is spliced from 6 exons. The coding region runs from base 1 to 1311 and encodes 436 amino acids. Gene Ontology annotation, molecular function: protein binding. The record is from RefSeq and is a predicted model, not a curated record. NCBI's taxonomy places the organism in Eukaryota, Apicomplexa, Conoidasida, Eucoccidiorida, Eimeriidae.
AUGAACAAGCCAAAUUCGGUGCGCUGCCCCUUGGUAACAACGCAUAUUGGAGGUCAGGAUAUUGCAAGGCAGCAGGUACUGAUUGUGGAUAGCGAGACGCUGGCAUGUGUCACGAACACACAAGUACUCUUGUACAAUGUCCACAAUUUUCCACCGGUUUGUGAGGGAAAUAUCAGUCCUCCGCCAGAAGGAAGUUGUCUGGGAAACCCUUACGUGUUGCAUUCUUCAAACGACUUUGAGGAUGAUGGCGGAGUGUCUGCAGUCGCAGUAGACAACGAUUACGGGCUCAUCGCCGUCUGCGGCAGGAGCAUCGGCAAACCUGCAAGCAUUUAUGUGUACUCCAUAAGGACGUUGGAACGAAUGCGGCAAUGCAAGGCCUUUAGCGAGCGUGGCUUCUCCGUUGCUACCUUCCGUGGGAAGUUUUCUUUAGCUGACACGGAAGCGCGAAGCUUUGCGCAGAAUUCGACUACUGCAAAGUGCCAUGGGGAUGAGGCACUGCCGGAAGAGAGUGACAGCACCCAACAGAGCAUUAGAGAGCACGAUAUGGACAACGAUAUCAGCGGAGCAGAAUCUCCCUCGGAGGAGCUCGCAGCCGGGGGAUAUCCUCGCGACAACACUGUUGAGGAAGAAUUAUAUGACCCUAAGCAAGUGCCGUUGCUCGCUGCUGUAGGGUGGGAGGGGGACGGCGGAGAAAGUGCAUCACUUUCCUGCUGUUACCUGACACUCUGGAACAUCUCCACAGGGCGCCCAUUUCUUCGCCUCAAAACCCCUGCGCUACAAGUGAUAUCAUUAGAAGGCUCUUCAGUUGUGAACUCGGAAGCUUCUCACGGACAGCAGCAAGAAACGCAGAGCGAAUCAACUCAGCUCAAUAGAGACACCGUAACGUGUCACCAAGGGGCAAUCAACAGCAUGUUUCGAGAUCCAAAGAAUACAGAUCACGUAGUCUCCGCUGGCGAUGAUGGGCAAAUGAAAUGGUGGGCUGUCCACGAUGUGCUGGAAGCAGCUAACUACAUCACAGAAGAACCCAUUAUUUCAAUUUCAGUGGUUAAGGUAUUCACCAUGCCAUCGAGGAUGUCCAUCAAGCGGGUUCUUCCCCACAGAGCUUUCACUGAGCUGAGCGAUAUGAAGUCAAGUGUGCGGAGUCAGCCUCUGAACAGGGAUAGCGCGAGCCCAUUCUGGGUAAUAGUUUCUGGGUGCGGCAUUACUUGGCUUUUCUCUCCUGACUCAAACUACUUACUUAAGACUUGCUUACGGUUGGAGGUGAUGGAUCGAUACGCACAUGGGAUGGCCCACCUUGCCUCAUGCCAUUGA